Molecule: messenger RNA, 1662 nt
Organism: Dalotia coriaria
Lineage: Eukaryota; Metazoa; Arthropoda; Insecta; Coleoptera; Staphylinidae
Gene: sea
Product: mitochondrial citrate transporter scheggia
Exons: 5
Coding region: 457-1401 (314 amino acids)
Biological process (GO): mitochondrial citrate transmembrane transport
Cellular component (GO): mitochondrion
Molecular function (GO): citrate secondary active transmembrane transporter activity
Source: RefSeq, a predicted model, not a curated record
CUCACCGAGCGAGUGCUGGAACAGUCGUCGAUGUGCGACGAUCACACGAAUCGGCCUCAAGUUAACUCAGUUGCUACGUGUGCACGUUUAUUUAUUUAUUGUUAUUACAACCGGCGGCAAGCUGGUCAAGCAUUCGACUUGUUCGGCACAAAGCCAAGCAUCUAAAACAUCAAACAUUGAAUUAAUAUCGAAAAGAAACAAUUUUUAAGUAAAUUUUAGUGAAAUCUAAGGUAUUAUUGAAGGUUUCCACUUGAUGAUGAAUAAACCAAACUGGAAACUAGUUUAAUAGACCAAGUUGACUAGUUGUACGCCUCACGCGAUUGUUACAAGUCGUGUUUCGCUGUUAAGUAAUUGAGUAAGUGACUUAAGUAAGGAAUAAACAUAAAUAAACAAAGUGCAGCACGAAAAACUGAAAAACCAUUGAAAAUUGAUAGAAAAAAGAAUUUCCAAAGGAAAAUGGCGGCGAAUAACUCCAGUCCCUUUCUGUAUCGAAGAUGGAUGAUGAAUAACAGUGCUGCCGCCACGCCAGCGGCCGGAAGUAAAGGAUUGAAAGGAAUUGUUGCUGGUGGUAUUACUGGCGGAAUUGAAAUUUGUAUCACCUUUCCCACGGAGUACGUAAAAACGCAAUUGCAGUUGGACGAGAAAGGCGACAGGAAGAAAUAUAACGGUAUCAUUGACUGUGUGAAGAAAACCGUCCAGGAACGUGGUGUUUUUGGUCUCUAUCGCGGUCUCAGCGUGUUAAUCUACGGAUCUAUACCGAAAAGUGCUGUGAGAUUUGGAACUUUUGAACAGUUGAAAACUUUCCUACAAAAUGAAAAUAAUCAACUUACGCCAAUCAACCGACUGCUGUGUGGUCUCGGCGCGGGUGUAGGUGAAGCUAUUUUCGCCGUGACACCCAUGGAGACCAUCAAAGUGAAGUUUAUCAAUGAUCAACGUCUUGCAACUCCGCAAUACCGUGGAUUCCUGCAUGGUGUGACGACAAUUGUGAAAACAGAAGGUUUUGGUGGGUUGUACAAAGGACUCACCGCUACUAUACUCAAACAGGGUACCAAUCAAGCGAUGAGAUUCGGCGUGAUGGAAACCCUCAAGGAUUGGUACCGUGGUGAUGAUCCCAAUAAAAGCGUACCGAAACCGGUUAUCGGUGUUUUCGGUGCUUUCGCUGGUUUUGUGUCCGUGAUGGGCAACACCCCGCUGGACGUGGUGAAAACAAGAAUGCAGGGCCUGGAAGCAGCGAAAUACAAGAAUACCUUCGAUUGCAUGCGACUUGUGUUCGUCAAUGAAGGCGUGAAGGCGUUCUAUAAGGGUACCAUACCAAGAUUGAGUCGUGUAUGUUUGGACGUCGCCAUUACCUUCAUGCUCUACGAGACUAUCAUCGACGUGUUCAACAAGGUGUGGCACUAGGUCCCCUGACUGUGUUCGUCAUUUCUGCAACAAAAAGAUAAAAAGAUUAGGGACCGCCGCCAUUUUUAUCACAAGCCAAAAAUCAUUCCACUAUGAUUUUAAUUUAUACAAUAUAUUCUAUACAUAUUUGUGGCACGUUUUUGGGGGGAAUGUGUGUCGAGAGGCGUAUGUUUGUACAUUUUUAACUGUUUAGAUGCUUUUUCACCGUGAUAGUUGUAGAUAUAUUAAAUAAUUUGUAAUAAAAUUUAUUUCAUACGUUGA